UACUGGGAAAACGGAGUAGGCGCUGGAGAUAUGGAAGCAGAUAAGGGAGAAUCAUUCAUAUGCUAUAAAUGUGGCUAUACAGCCCAUACCAAACGUACUCUAAUCAAACACAUCAAAUCGGGCAAUUGCAAUUUGAAAACAGAUAUUAAAAAAGCUUCAAUCACAGCAAAUUUUUACGUUUGUACACAAUGUAGUGAAGAAUUCGAUAAAAAAAGCAAUUUGAACAGUCAUAUAGUUAAAAAACAUCCAGAGAUCAUUUCGUCACUUUCUUGCAAAGUAUACGAAUGUAAAACUUGUGAUUAUAAAACCUUGUCGAAGUGUAAUUUUAGCAGACAUAUAUUGAUACAUCAAGAUGCUUCUAAUUACAAACUCAGUUGUCCACAUUGCAACGCGACUUUUAAACAAAGAAUAGCAUUGGAGGAUCAUAUCGUAAAAAAACACCCAGAGUUUGUUAAAUCUAUUAAACGAAGUAUAUACGAAUGCCCAAAUUGUCCAUAUAAAACUGUUAUAAAACAUAGAAUUGAUGAACAUGUAAUGAUACAUUCUGACGCAGUCCCGAUGCAUAAAUGUAUACAUUGUAAAGCGGCCUUUAGGAGGAGGAGGACGUUAGAAGAUCACAUUGUGAUAAAACAUCCAGAAGUCAAAUCGUCAGUGACAAGAAAGAUAUAUCAAUGUCCAUAUUGUUCAUAUAGAACUCUUGAUACCAACAAGUUCCAGACACAUUUGUUGAAACAUCCUGGUGCUGUUUCUAGUAUAAAAUGCGAAUAUUGCAAUGCGGUAUUUCAGAAGAAUACAAGUUUAGGUGAUCAUACAAUACAAAAACACCCUGAGCAUAUAACCGCAGUUACUUGUAAGAUACAUCAUUGUCCAGACCCGACUUUGUGGGACUGCGAAAAUACUGGGAAAAAGGACUAG
Messenger RNA from Acanthoscelides obtectus, 915 nucleotides. NCBI's taxonomy places the organism in Eukaryota, Metazoa, Arthropoda, Insecta, Coleoptera, Chrysomelidae. The record is from the annotation of a GenBank genome assembly.